Seminavis robusta is the source of this 477-nucleotide messenger RNA. The record is from the annotation of a GenBank genome assembly. Lineage: Eukaryota; Bacillariophyta; Bacillariophyceae; Naviculales; Naviculaceae.
AUGACCUCGUGGCUGGUCAUUCGAAAAGAGAACGAUCAUCCAUUGGAAUUCUUCUUCCAAAGAAAGAAGGUUCAUAGCUCCAGAAGACAGCCAUCAAGAAUCAAGAUUGCCUGGCCCAAGAUGUAUGUUACAAGAAUUCCUUUUGAGGAAUGGUUCUCUCCACACUCACCCCUCCGGCUAGUGAGUGACUCGGUCAACAAGGAAGCCACUGCACUGCAGCAGGUAACUGCAGCCAGCGACUCGGAUAUAUCCACUCACGCAGAUCAGCCACAACAGUGGUCUUACAGGCAGGAGAAACGGGGGUUGAUGGGCUUCUUGCUUGUUCUCUUGUUCCAAAGAAGGUUCAGCAACCAAGACGGCAACAGAAUUACAUGGCUGAUGAUUGAAGGCUGCCGUACCAGUAGCCGCACUGAGGUCCAAGCAGGCGCUGGUGGCAGGGGUGAUCCUCCUUUGGGUCGGUUGCCGAAUGAGAGAUAG